Messenger RNA from Elephantulus edwardii (Cape elephant shrew), 1158 nucleotides. RefSeq names its product ceramide synthase 3 (gene CERS3). Bases 1 to 1158 code for a protein of 385 amino acids. Lineage: Eukaryota; Metazoa; Chordata; Mammalia; Macroscelidea; Macroscelididae. The record is from RefSeq and is a predicted model, not a curated record. Gene Ontology annotation, molecular function: DNA binding; sphingosine N-acyltransferase activity. Gene Ontology annotation, biological process: ceramide biosynthetic process. Gene Ontology annotation, cellular component: membrane. The transcript has 10 exons.
AUGUUUCAGACAUUUAAAGAAUGGUUCUGGUUGGAAAGAUUCUGGCUUCCUCCAACCAUAAAGUGGUCAGAUCUUGAAGAUCAUGAUGGACUUGUUUUUGUAAAACCUUCUCAUUUAUACAUGACAAUUCCAUGUGCUUUUGGAUUGCUGGUCAUCAGACAUUUCUUUGAAAAGUUUAUUGCCACACCUCUAGCAAAAACAUUUGGGAUUACAAAUGCAGUUCGCAGAAAUAUUACACCGAAUGCUGUCUUAGAAAAUUUUUUUAAAUAUUCCACAAGGCAUCCAUCACGGACUGAUAUUUAUGAUCUGACAAAGAAGUGUAACUUGCCGGAACGCCAGAUUGAAAGAUGGUUUAGGAGUCGGCGGAAUCAAGAGAAGCCUUGCCAGAUGAAGAAGUUCCAGGAAGCUUGUUGGAGAUUUGCAUUUUAUUUAGUGAUUACUGCAGCUGGAAUUGCAUUUCUUUAUGAUAAACCUUGGGCAUAUGAUCUGUGGGAAGUCUGGAAUGGCUAUCCCAAACAGCCAUUGUUACCAUCCCAGUAUUGGUACUACCUCUUAGAGAUGAGUUUUUACUGGUCUCUGGUAUUUAGUCUUGGCACUGAUAUCAAGAGAAAGGAUUAUCUAGCUAAUAUCAUCCAUCACCUGGCUGCCAUUAGCUUGAUGGGCUUCUCAUGGUGCGCUAAUUAUAUCCGCAGUGGGACCCUCGUGAUGAUUGUGCAUGAUGUGGCCGACAUUUGGCUAGAGUCUGCAAAAAUGUUCUCUUAUGCUGGAUGGAAGCAAACCUGUAACAUGCUAUUUUUCAUCUUCUCUGCCAUCUUUUUUGUCAGCCGUCUCAUUGUAUUUCCUUUUUGGAUUUUAUAUUGCACGUUGAUUAUGCCCCUACAUUACCUUGAUCCAUUUUUUUCAUACAUCUUCCUCAACCUACAGCUCAUACUCUUGCAAGUCCUACAUCUUUAUUGGUGUUUUUUUAUCCUGAAGAUGCUCAAAAGAUGCAUAUUCACAAAGAAUAUCCAAGAUGUGCGGAGUGAUGAUGAGGAUGAAGAUGAAGAGGAGGAUGAUGAUGCAGAAGAGGAGUUUCCCAGGGGCAAAGACAUAGACUGUUUAAAAAAUGGUCUUGAAGUUGAUAAGAAUCUCAUUUCAAAUGGUCAACAUGGCCGUUAG